AUGAAUAGAGAUGUGUUCCCAUUGUUGGACGUACCGGAGAUUGUGAUGUGUUUAGAAAGUUGUGAUUUUACAUUAGCUACAGAGGAUGAGAUAUCGAAACCUACAUCUGCAUAUAUUAUGAGUCUUUACGAACAAAUAAUUAAAGGUUUCACGGGUUCUUUAUCGGAUACAACGCUCAAUGAUACAACAAAGAGAAUGGUAGAUGAGGAAACAAGAUUAUUAGCUCCAACUUUAAGAAUAAUAACAUUGAAUAGGACUUGUUAUAGGUUCUUUAAGGAUAUAGGUGUUAACGAUUUUGGAAUGAUGGAUCUAAAGAAACCUGUAUUUGAACGUGUGAGGCGGCUUCUAAGUGCUGUUGUUAAUUAUGCACGAUUUAGAGAAGAAAGAAUGUUUGAUUGUAAAAGAUUUAUUGCUACAAUGGAAAUGUUAUUAAAUAGACUAAGAUCUAAAUUCGAUGAUUACAAUUUAUUAAAACAACAAACUAAUGAUAUCCAGGAUUUGAUUGGUGAUUAUUUACAACGAGUUGGAAUAAACAUUAAUGAUUUAGAAGGUGUAGAAUUUGAAAAUAAAAUAGAUGAAGAAUAUAAUAAAUUAGAAGAACACAAUAAGGAUUUGGAAUCUGAACUGAAGAAACUCACGUCGUUACAGGAAACGUUUUCUAUUGAUUAUAAUAAUUAUAGAAUUGAAAAACAAAAUUUAUUGAAGGGACUUGAAUCUGUUGGAUAUAGAUUAAUCGAAUUAGAUUCAAAGAGAGAUAAAUUACAAAAAGGAGUCGACAUAGAUAUGGAUAGAUUAAUUGCAGAGAUAAAUACUUUGAAAAAGGAUAUCGAAACAAAAAUGUCAGAACAACAGGAGUUAGAAAAGAAACAAAAUAAUUUACAGAUCUCUGCAAAAGUAUAUGAAGAUUUUAUCAAUGAAUUAUAUGACCUUCUAAGAAUUUUGUCUACAGAUCUACAUGACUCUCAAAGAAAUGAAAGAACAUUAAUGGAGAUCAAACAACAAUUGACAACACAGCAAGAAAAUUUGAAAAAUGUUCUAUCAAGCACAGUGUUAGAUAGAAUAGCGAUUUUUGAUGAACAAAUUAAAAUUAAUCAACCUGAGUUACAAAACCUUGAAGAAUUGUUUGGUUCACAAAAUCAAGAAUUCGAAUUGAAAAGAAAAGAAAUAUCUGAACAUUACUAUCAAGUAAUUCAACCAAAACAGGAGGAAAGUGAGGAUUAUAUUAACCGUGUACUGAUAAAUGGGAAGAUAAAAACCACAGAGAAACUCUUGAAGGAGCAAAAAAUAAGUUAUGAAACUCAAAGAAGGCAAUUAGAAGAAGAGUGGUCAAUGUUAAUAGAUUGCAUUGUCAAAUAUAUGGAAGAUCUGUUAAAGGAUGUCAAAGUAGUUUAA
Maudiozyma saulgeensis is the source of this 1392-nucleotide messenger RNA. The record is from the annotation of a GenBank genome assembly. Lineage: Eukaryota; Fungi; Ascomycota; Saccharomycetes; Saccharomycetales; Saccharomycetaceae.